CAUUUGCUGUCAGAUUCUAUACGUCAAUUGAAAUAAUGUAUUUUUAACUUUUACUAAACAUUUAAAUAAACAAAAUUUUGAUAUAAAGUGCCUUCAAAUAGAUUGAACUCAAAAUAUAAUAUUUUUCGUAAUUGCAAUGUUAAAGAAAACAAAGAUUCAAAUUAAGUAAAUCCAUUAAUGUUAGUUAUAGCCGGAGUGUCGAUUGUUUUUAAUAAUAUGUCUGGGGAUAGCGCCGUGGGAAGCGGCUCUCAAGUGGCAUUGGUAACUGGUGGAUAUGACCACACGAUUAAGCUAUGGCAGGCUCACAGCGGCGUCUGCUUGCGGACCAUGCAGCAUCCGGACUCGCAAGUCAAUGACUUAGAAAUAAAUCCAAACGGUCAAAUGGUAGCUGCUUGUGGCUAUCAACACAUCAGGACCUAUGACCUGGCCAGCGCCAAUCCCGAUCCAGUUAUGAAUUUUGAAAAUAUAAUUAAAAAUGUGUCAAGAGUAGGCUUUCAGGAAAAUGGUCAGUGGAUGUACACUGGCGGUGAGGACUGCACAGCAAGAAUAUGGGAUUUGAGAGUGGGUCGGCCAUUUCAAUGUCAAAGGAUAUUUGAGGUCCCUGCUCCGGUAAAUGCAGCAGUUCUUCAUCCGGAUCAAUCUCAGAUCAUGGUGGGUGGACAGACCGGCAUCAUACACAUAUGGGACAUAAGGACUGAUCAUCAUGAACAGUUGAUUCCGGAAGCCGAAGCGAGUAUCCAGGACAUAGCUAUAGACCCUGAAGGUAAACUGAUGGCUGCGGUCAACAACAAGGGCAACUGCUAUGUGUGGUCGCUGGGCGGCUCGCCGCCUCGCCCUGUGCCCAGAACCAAACUCCAGGCCCACAAGAAAUAUGCGCUCCGCUGCAAAUUCAGUUAUGAUUCCACUAUGUUAGUGACUACCUCAGGAGACUGGUCGGCUCGGGUGUGGCGCACCUCCGACUGGAGCCUCAUGAGGGAGCUGAGACAUGACUCGCAACGCUGGGUGUGGGACGCCGCCUUCACGCUCGACUCUCGAUACCUCUUCACUGGUUCGUCUGAUAGUUACGCUCGUCUGUGGGAUCUGGAAAAGGGUACUCUUGAACGAGAAUACUGCGGACAUCAGAAGUCAAUAACAGCACUGGCGUUCAGAGACCAAGCCGUAUAAGUCCCAGCUGACACAAGUACAUAAAUAUAUAAGAAAGUUUUGUAAUAUAUAAGUUGUCUUUUGUUACUCUUUAUUGAUGAGGAACAGAAAAGAUUGCUCGCUUAAGUCCUGCUAUGGGAUGUGUGUAUCUCUAGAUGUGUUCAAUGCAUUUACUGUGUAAAUAUUAUUUAGACAUACUUUGUACAUAAUGAUUUGAUACAGAAUAAAGUAUAGAAAUAAA
Messenger RNA from Danaus plexippus (monarch butterfly), 1384 nucleotides. It is a transcript of the gene Lst8, whose product is annotated as target of rapamycin complex subunit lst8. Gene Ontology annotation, molecular function: protein binding. The transcript is spliced from 7 exons. The record is from RefSeq and is a predicted model, not a curated record. Bases 178 to 1164 code for a protein of 328 amino acids. Gene Ontology annotation, cellular component: TORC2 complex; TORC1 complex. Gene Ontology annotation, biological process: TOR signaling; regulation of actin cytoskeleton organization. NCBI's taxonomy places the organism in Eukaryota, Metazoa, Arthropoda, Insecta, Lepidoptera, Nymphalidae.